Molecule: messenger RNA, 645 nt
Organism: Strongylus vulgaris
Lineage: Eukaryota; Metazoa; Nematoda; Chromadorea; Rhabditida; Strongylidae
Source: the annotation of a GenBank genome assembly
AUGAUCAAUCACAGCACUGAAGUCAUUCUUACUUACUUUUAUGCAAAAAAAUCACUCUUGUUUCGGAUAACCAUAGAACACACGAGCGAAUCAUCGACAUUAACUGUUGACAACGAUGCAUGUACCAUUCAUGCGCAAAGAAAACUCGCUACAAAUCCCGUUCAGAAAUUUGUGCAUGUUUUCACAGACAUCGUUUUUAUUCCCGUGGGAUUGAACUCUCCUACCGAUCCAAAACCAUUUGUUUAUACAUUUGUAGGUGGAAUCGAGCGAGAAAUCCCAUCAAAUGACGGUUCGAUGGUUCUUCGGCCAAUCUAUCAGUGUGCAGUGCCGGAUCUGCUCGGUUGUCUACGUGGUUUACGAAUUGGUGGUGAAAUGGUUGAUUUGCGUCAUACACAACAUGGAUAUCGACCGAAUGAUCCGAAACUCGUCCGCACUGGAUGCGAGUUAGGAUGUAGCUCGUUAGAUUGUAAGAACAAUGGGCAUUGCUCUGUGGCUUGGCGAGAAAACACGGAUGUUACAUGUGAUUGUUCGCGGACGAGUUACACCGGGACAGACUGUACUGUAGACAACGGUCUCAAUCUUGCCGCCAAUUCGCAAUUCACCUUCGAUAUCGAUCGAUAUUUGUCGCGCUAUAUUCUGACACCC